CUACGGCGGCUGCUAAGUGCUAACAUGGCGCGCGGCUAACUCAAAGUCGUUGUUUGUGGUGUUUUUAGUUUCAUGUUGUAUGGCUUAAGCAAAAUAUCGUGUUUAAAACCAAAUACGGGAAGUUGUGUCGGAAGGUGUUGCGCUUCCCUCUUGUUUUCUUCAUUAUAAGGAGAGCACACACGCCAUCACAAUGGGGCGACGUUCAACCUCCUCCACCAAGAGUGGGAAAUUCAUGAACCCAACAGAUCAGGCCAGAAAAGAAGCCAGAAAAAGAGAGUUAAAAAAGAAUAAAAAGCAGAGAAUGAUGGUGAGAGCAGCCGUGCUUAAGAUGAAGGACCCCAGACAGAUAAUCAGAGACAUGGAGAAAUUAGAUGAGAUGGAGUUCAAUCCAGUCCAACAGCCCUUGCUGAAUGAAAAAGUGCUGAGAGACAAGCGAAAGAAGCUGCGAGAGACAUUUGAACGAAUUGUCCGACUGUAUGAGCGAGAGAAUCCUGAAACCUACAAGGAUCUGCGCAAACUAGAACUGGAAUACGAGAGUAAAAGGGGUCAGCUGGCUCUCUAUUUUGAUUCGGUCAAGAAUGCAGAGUCUGUGGAGGUAGACAGUAUUCCCUUACCAGAUAUGCCACAUGCACCAUCCAAUAUUCACAUCCAGGACAUUCCUCUACCAGGGGCUCAGCCUCCUUCCAUACUGAAGAAGGGUCCAUUUUUUGGUAGAGCGCCUCCAUUUUUGUCAAUGUUGCCACCUGUGCCACGUUUACCCCCUGGGAAGAAACCUCCCGGGCCUCCCCCUGGGCCCCCACCACCACAAAUCCUGGCAAUGUAUGGUAUUCCUUCACGACGGCCUUACGGCAGUGACUUUGAACCUUCCAUUCCCGGUUUAGAGAAGACAUCAACAGACUUGGGAAGGGAUCAGGACAGCGGCAGUGGGAGCGACAGGGAUGAUGGAGACGAUGACGACAGCGACACAGAUGACAGUGAUGACGAGCGGGAUGAAGAUGGUGAAUCAAGAAAGGGAUCUGAUCGACACGAUAAAAGAGAUGAGGAAAGAGGUCGCAGUGUCCGUUUUGCAGACAUGCCCUCAGAUGCAUCCCACGAAGGAUCAAAGAAGAAAAAGAAGUCUGGAAAGAAGAACAAGGCCAUUACUCCUCUGCAGGCAAUGAUGUUAAAGAUGGCAGGUCAAUCUAUUCCUGAAGAGGAUGAAGAAGAUGAAGUCGAGGAAGAGUACAGUGAUGAAUCAGAUAGUUCGGACGCUGAAGACAAGGCGCCGUCAGGGGAACCUAGCCAAGCUAUUGCCGGUCAGCGUAUCCCCCCUCCAAGUGGCACAGCGGGCCAACCUCCACCUUUGCAGGGACCACCAAUGAGUGGGCCUCCACCUAUGGGUCCCCCACCAGCUCCACCGUUGAGGCCUCCUGGUCCACCUUCUGGUCCACCUCCUGGCCCUCCACCAGGUGCGCCUCCGUUCUUAAGGCCACUGGGUAUUCCUGGCAUGAGGUCUCCAAUACCUCGUCUUCUACCCCCUGGACCUCCUCCCGGACGCCCACCUGGUCCACCACCUGGGCCCCCUCCCGGUCUCCCUCCAGGCCCCCCACCACGUGGACCCCCUCCAAGGUUACCACCUCCAGCACCACCUGGUAUCCCACCCCCUCCCCCAAGAGCAGGAGGCCCUCCUCGUCCCCUGGCGCCGCCUCUUGCCCUCUUUCCUCCACCUCUCAGCGCCAAUGUUCUUAGUGCUCCUCCCAGCCUCGUACAGCGACAAAAAGGCCCGGGAUCCGGCCCGGAUGGCUCGUCAAUGUCCAUGCGCUCCAGCGUCAUGCAACUGCCCCCUCCUCCCGGUACUGCUGCGGCCUCUGCUGUCAGCCACCUCCACGCAGCCACAAUUGAAAAACGGGCCAACCUCACCUCUGUGGCUGGUGCUGGCGGCCUGGCAGCAGGCGCUGGCUCCGGGGCCACCAUCUCUGCCAAACCACAAAUUAUCAAUCCCAAAGCUGAGGUCACACGGUUUGUGCCCACUGCACUGAGAGUGCGAAGGGACAAGAUUGGUCCGGCACCUGGACCAGCGAUUGGUCCGCUUGAAAAAUCUGCUGUCGGGGCAAGGAGGGGAGAUGACGGUAUGGGAGGUGUCCAUGCUCACAACAAACAACACGCCUCUGCUUCUUCCAUUGGCAUGUCUCACCCAGCUCAGAUUGGUGCUGUGGCUCAACCCAGCAUGAAGACCAAGGAUCAGGUGUAUGAAGCAUUCAUGAGAGAGAUGGAGGGACUCCUUUGAAACACAACACGGUCCUGAACUGAAAUAAUGUUUUUUGUUUUUUUGUCUAUUUCAAAGUGCAGGUUUUUUGGUCUGGUAAGAGGUAGUGUUCUUCAAGGCUGUCAUUGAGCUGUUGGUCUUUUUGGGAACCCAAUACAUUCUAAGAAAUGUCAUUCUGGAAAAUUAAGUUUAAACAAAAUUAUAUAGAAAAUUUAAACAUCUACAAUUGUAUGAGACAUAAAUACAACAGAUACACAUACUUAUGUGUGUGGUUCCUGUACCUCCACCCAAACCAAGGUAGUUUAUUUGUCCAUUUCUGCAUUUUUUGCCCUUGAAUGACACAGGAAGUCACUUUUUGUGUUUUAUUACAUUAAACUACCAAAUAUUG
Molecule: messenger RNA, 2633 nt
Organism: Corythoichthys intestinalis (scribbled pipefish)
Lineage: Eukaryota; Metazoa; Chordata; Actinopteri; Syngnathiformes; Syngnathidae
Gene: wbp11
Product: WW domain-binding protein 11
Exons: 12
Coding region: 191-2266 (691 amino acids)
Biological process (GO): RNA processing
Cellular component (GO): spliceosomal complex
Source: RefSeq, a predicted model, not a curated record